AUGGCACCUUCUGUCUCCAAUUCCCAACGUUUCUCCACAAUCAGCGGGACAGCCUCCCUCGCUUUAUCCGACCACACGAUCUCCAGCGCAAUGACUGGCGAUAGCCGUCUGGCUGAAAUUAAAGAACUCGGUGCGGGUCUAGAACGUCUUGAGAACAAACCCCUCUCCAAACAGCGAUUUGUGCCUACAGCCGAGAAAACAGAUAAUCUCAACAAGCUCGCUCUGGGUGCGAAGGUCGAAACGUGCGCUAGGCAGGAGAAUGUCCAGCCAGGAUGCCAUCAUGCGCAAGCGCACUUCAGUAGAUGA
Molecule: messenger RNA, 306 nt
Organism: Histoplasma mississippiense
Lineage: Eukaryota; Fungi; Ascomycota; Eurotiomycetes; Onygenales; Ajellomycetaceae
Exons: 2
Coding region: 1-306 (101 amino acids)
Source: RefSeq, a predicted model, not a curated record